Punica granatum (pomegranate) is the source of this 1934-nucleotide messenger RNA. Lineage: Eukaryota; Viridiplantae; Streptophyta; Magnoliopsida; Myrtales; Lythraceae. The record is from RefSeq and is a predicted model, not a curated record.
UGUUCCUAUGCUAUGAUCCCCUUUUCCUCUGCAAGCCAGCGGGGGAAAAUGGAAAACGCGGUUUCCAGAAUGUGCAGAUCGGGAAAACGGUGCGGGUUUCCACAAAAGGGAUCUUGAAUCCUCCAUUCCUGAAGUCCAGAAGAGAGAAUCUCACGAUCUCCAUCGAUCCCAAAUCCAAAGCUAGAGCACCAAACCCAACCCCCCCCCCCCCCAACUGUUGCCGUUGCUCCGUUGCUAUCAAUUUCUAUCCGGGUGGAGGUCGAACCCAACUGAAAAUCUCCCCUCACCCACCGUUUGUUUCAAGGACAAGGACGUCGGAACAGGAGCAGGAGAGCAAACGAGGUUGGAGAUGAUGUCGUGGUGACAUCUGAUUCGGCGCUGUUGGGUCGGUCUAUGAUGUUGGGGGCCGUCCAGCUGGGGGUGUUGGCCGCAUGCAUAGUGCUGUUCGUGCCGAUGGGGAUGGCGGGCUGGCACCUCAGCCGUAACAAGAUGCUGUUUUUCAGUGGCGCCCUCUUCAUCUCCCUCGCCGUCGGCGUCCACUUGUCCCCUUACUUCCCCUCCAUCUCCGACUUCAUGUCCUCCCCCGCCUCCUCCACCUCCUCGUCCUCGUCCUCCUCCGCUGCUGUUGAUUCGGGUAAUAAUCGCGACUCCUGCCUCUCGCUCUUGCAUGAGAUCGUCUUCGAUGUCGACCCCGUUAGCAGUGUCAAUGGUUCCGUGUACUACCUCAAGUCGUGGGGCUGGCCCCAGACUGGACCCGUCUCGGAGUGCGAGUUCCAGAAGCUUGGCCGCCCUGACACAUCUGAUCUGCUAAACGGGUCAUGGGUGGUUGUGGCCGGGGACUCCCAGGCCCGCCUUGUGGCUCUCGCGCUGCUGAGUUUGGUUUUGGAUUCCGAGCGGAUGGACUCGGUCCGGGGCGAUCUGUUCAAGAGGCACAGCAAUUAUCAGAUUGUGGUGUCUGAUAUCGGGAUGAAGUUGGAUUUCGUUUGGGCUCCAUUCGCCUCAAAUUUGACGGACUUAAUGGUUGAACUUAAGCAGAAUUCGAGCUACCCGGAUGUGCUGGUGAUGGGUUCGGGGCUGUGGCAUAUGCUUCAUGUCCACAAUGCUUCGGAUUACGGGGUUUCUUUAGAGCUCUUGAAGGGUUCGGUUACAUCCUUAUUGCCACUUUCUCCUGAGUUGGGGGAUGAUGGACCUGUGACUGGAUCUGUGUCCUUUAGGCCGCCGCCCUUUUUCUGGCUUGGAAUGCCGAUGCUUAUAAACUCGAUGCUCAACACCAAAGAGAAGAGGGAGAGGAUGGACGAUGCAGCAUUCAAUGCCUACGAGAUCGAGCUUCAUCAAAGCAAGAUUUUGCGGCAGUUCGGCGGCCCUCUCUUGUUGCUGGACAUCCAUUCCUUAACUAGGAAUUGUGGGAAAAGGUGCACGGAGGAUGGGAUGCAUUACGAUGCAGCAGUUUAUAAUGCUGCGAUUCACAUCAUGCUCAAUGCCCUUCUUAUAGAAUCUCAUCAAAAGCUGUGAACGAAUGAAAAGGGAGAUAGAUUUCGGGUAUUCUUUGGUGAAUCUGCUGAGCUUAGCUUUCACAUGGAGGACGCUAAGGAAGUUCCUCCAGCACGCCGAGCGAAAGGGCAGAUUCUCCCACGUAUUGCCUUUCGGUUUUCUCUUCACUGCUUUAUAGGUUCUUUCUGAGCCUGGACUAGUUGUGGAAGUUAAAAUUUUGCGAUAGGAAAUACGGGUUGAAGUUCCCAUCAUUUUUGGGCCUUGCUUCGGUUCUUUAAUGUACCAAUAUCUGACACUGAUUGCUAUUGUAUUCCAUAGUCAGGCAAAUUGGUUGCUCACCACAUCCAAGUUUUACGGUGAACUAAUUUGAAAGUCAUGUACAUUAUAGUUGAUCAUUUUUCAUCUCAAAGUUAUAGAAGAUAUGAAUACUUGUUUGUUCACAA